GGCUCUUUUCAUAAUUCCUUGAAGAGAUUAUUUCUCAUUAUUUUACCACCCCCCCGCCAAGCCAUCCGUGGCAGUCGAUAGGAAAAGAAAAACCAAACCUUCACCCUAUAAUAGCCUUUUUAGUAGCUAUUUGCGCCCCUCAAUUUCACUUUCUGGUCGAAGCAAAGUGCGCCACUUCACUUCAACAAUUAUAAACUUCAAAUCGCAAACUAUCUACAACAUUCAAACAUCCCGCGCAUCCUGCGUAUUGUAUUUGCAUCAUGGGUGUCCCAAAGUUCUUCAGAUGGAUGAGCGAGAGGUAUCCCUCGAUCUCGCAGUUGAUUGCGGAGAAUAGAAUACCAGAAUUCGACUGUCUGUAUCUGGAUAUGAAUGGUAUUAUUCAUAACUGUACCCACAAAGAUUCGGAUGAUGCGACCUUUCGUAUGACGGAGGAGCAAAUGUUUAUUGCGAUUUUCAACUACAUUGAGCAUCUUUACGGAAAGAUCAAGCCAAAGCAGCUGUUCUACAUGGCUGUAGAUGGAGUGGCUCCUCGCGCAAAGAUGAAUCAACAACGAGCUCGAAGAUUUAGAACGGCAUUAGAUGUCGAGAAUGCCAGAGAAAAGGCAAUCAAAGAAGGAAAGGAAAUGCCAAAAGAGGAUGCGUUUGACAGCAAUUCAAUUACGCCAGGCACGGAGUUUAUGCAAAAGUUGACCCUUCAACUGAAAUAUUUUAUCGCAAAGAAGAUCUCAGAGGAUGUGGAUUGGCAAGGAACCGAGAUUGUGCUCUCAGGGCAUGAGGUUCCAGGUGAGGGAGAGCACAAAAUUAUGGAGUACAUUCGCCUCAAGAAAGCACAACCAGAUUACGAUCCUAAUAGACGCCAUUGUCUUUAUGGCCUGGAUGCGGACUUGAUUAUGUUGGGAUUGUUAAGUCAUGACCCUCAUUUCUGCCUCCUUCGCGAAGAGGUUACUUUUGGUAGGCAGAGUAAAGCCAAGUCUAAGGAGUUGGAACAUCAAAAUUUCUAUUUGAUGCAUCUAUGCAUUGUUAGAGAGUAUUUAGAAUUGGAAUUUCAGGAGUUAAAGGAAGAUGGUGUUCUAGGGUUUCCGUUCGAUCUUGAGCGCGUUAUUGAUGAUUUCAUCCUCAUGGCGUUCUUUGUUGGCAACGAUUUCCUACCAAAUCUUCCGAAUUUACACAUUAACGAGGGAGCAUUGGCGUUGAUGUUCAAGGUAUACAAGACUAUUCUGCCUAAAGGUGGUGGAUAUAUCAAUGAGGGGGGAGUUAUUAACAUGAGUCGACUGGCAAUCUUGCUUGAGGAGUUGUCUCAUGUUGAGUACAGAUUUUUCGAAUCUGAGAGUUCGGACUCAUCAUGGUUCAAGGCUAAACAAAUGUCAAAGGAGGACGUCAUGGUAAAAGGUAAAAACAAGGGCAAGCUUGUUAUGACCACGGCACAGCAGCAAAUAUGGAAACAAGUCAAAUCCUAUGUUCAAAAGAGAGGUUCAGAAGCACUGGAUUUAUCCGACAAGCUUCCCGCAGCAGAUAGAAAAUUUGCGCAGGACCUAGCAGACAGUCUGCACCUAGAAUGGAAGACGGUACAGAACGAUGAUGGCGAACGUCACAUGCAACUCUCUUUCCCUGCAAAGCUCGGUGCCGAUGAUGAAGAAGAUGAUGAUGAAGAGGAAGAAUCUCAACUUGCCAUUAUGCGAAUUGUCAAACAAUACGACAAAGCAGAAGUUCUUGACGUUUCUAAAGAACAAGCACAAGCCGAGAUGGAACGCAAAUAUGAAGAGAAGUUUCAAGAGUGGAAGGACAAAUAUUAUGAGGGCAAAUUUGAAUGGGAUCGAAAGAACGAAAUUGAGUUGACGAAACUAUGCGAGAAUUACGUCCAGGGUUUGCAGUGGGUUCUUUACUACUACUAUCGUGGUGUCGUGUCGUGGCCGUGGUAUUACCAAUACCACUACUCGCCGAUGAUUUCUGAUGUCAUAAAAGGACUCAAAGCUGAUGUCAAUUUCAAGCUUGGUCAGCCAUUCCAUCCAUUCGAGCAACUUAUGGGUGUGCUACCGGAUCGUAGUAAGAAGAUUGUACCCACUGUGUAUCACGAUCUCAUGACAAACCCCGCUUCUCCUAUCAUUGACUUCUACCCUCGAGACUUUGAGCUAGAUAUGAACGGAAAGAAGAUGGAGUGGGAAGCUGUGGUCAAGAUUCCAUUCAUCGACGAAAAGCGAUUAUUGGAUGCCAUGGCUACGAAGAACAAUUUAUUGAGUGAUGCCGAGAAGUUCAGGAAUGAAUUUGGAGUCUCCUUGAAGUUCACUUAUGACCCAGAUGUCGAUUUCAUCUAUCCGUCUUCAUUGACGGGCAUCUUUCCAGACAUUCCCCACUGCCACUGCGUGGAGAACAUUUUCGACUUGCCGACAAUUGAGGGUUUGGAUUUUUACCAUGGUCUCAUGGAUGGAGCCAAGCUUGGGUCUGCAUCUCUAGCUGGAUUCCCAAGUUUAGGCUACCUUCCAUACAACGCAACGUUGGGCUUCCAUGGGGUCAACGUUUUCCAGUCAGACAGCCGUAAUGAAAGUAUGGUUGUUACAAUUGAAGAUUGUGAGAUUCGUACCAAUGUCAAGACAGCGCAACAAAAACUUGGUAAAAGAGUAUUUGUUGGCUAUCCUUUCUUACAGGAAGGUAAAGUUGUCAAAGUUUCUGACGAAUUGUUUGACUACCUACCCUCCGAAGAUGCCAGUGGUCAACCCAUUACUAGACCCCACGGACCUCGCGAGAUUGAUGACUUCCGCAAGAAAGCAGAGAGAAUAGAAAGCACCUAUAGCAAGCGCCUUGGUAUUAUCAUUGGACCAGUAGAGUCUCUAACUCAUGUGGAGAUGCUGAAAGGCUUGAAAAAGAUGGAUGAUGGUGCGACCAUCAAAGAAUAUGCUGUUAUACCUGGCCAGGACACAGACUACGCUUCGCAAGUUGUAGUGGAUGAAGUGACCAGUGAAGAUCAGCGAUUCCUAGAGAAAGCGGCUUUACCUGUGGAAGAAGAGUUUCCUGUUGAUGAUAGAAUAUUUUUCCUUGGAGACUUCAACUAUGGCCGCCCAGGACUGGUUGAAGGUCACAUGGAUCACAAACUUCAAAUAUCAUUGUCAACGAUCAAAGGGAAAGAAGUGGAGUUUGGUAGAAACAUUGUCCACGACUCCAAGAACGCUACUCAGUAUACACCGUCCUUUGCAGUGGCUAAAAUGCUAGGGUUGCACCCUUUGGUACUCAGCAAGAUUACUUCAUCCUUCCAAGUCUCUGCCGUGGGCCAACUCCGCGUCAACUUGGGACUAAAUCUUAAAUUUGAGGGCAAGAAACUCAAAGUUCUGGGUUAUUCUCGACGAGCUGAUAAUGGAUGGGAGUUUAGCAAUAAAGCCAUCGAACUCAUCAGCACGUACAUGACAAAAUUUCCUCAUUUCUUUGCUGGCAUUCAAAGAAAGCCUCAAGGAAACGAUUAUGAGGAGUCCGACUUUCCUGGUGCUAGUAUCAAAGAGAUUGUGGCAUGGCUUAAAACCAUCGAAUCCAAGAAUUUUGAAAAGGUGCCUCUAGAUGCUGAGCAGCUUGACUCCGAUACCGUAAUGGCCAUUGAACAAGCAGCCCAGCACGCUUUGGUGAAUGGCCCUCAACCUCAACGAACAACCCUAAAGGCUGUUCCACGUGGUGCCCUCUUAAAACCAUCUGAUGCUGAACAUCGUUGCGGCAACCAGAAAUUUGCUUUGGGCGAUCGUGUUGUUUAUGUUGCAGAUUCAGGCCGUGUUCCCAUUGCCACACGUGGUACUGUGGUAGGAAUCUCUCGUACUCCACGCACCACUCUCCUCGAUGUUUUGUUCGACGUUACUUUCAUGAGUGGCACAACUCUUGGAGAGAGAUGCUCCCCGUUCCGUGGAUCCACCGUACCAAUUGCUAGUGUACUAAAUCUUACCAACAAGCAAUUGAUUGCAGGUUCUAGAGCUGCUGCCGAGAAACGACCUGCUCCAACUAGCACGCCUUUGACAGCAAAUGGCGGCUAUGGUUAUGGACGAGGUCAGCAAUAUAGAGAAUCUGGACCACCUCCUCCACUUCGGGGCUCUUUCCGUGGUGCUGUUUCAGGCCAACGUGGAAAUUUCACACCCCGUGGUGGACGUGGACGUGGUGGGUUCACUAAUGGGAAUACAAACGGAAAUUCUGGUGAUAAUGCUACUCCGGCUAUUCAUAGCAGCAUGGUUAUUCGAGACACGACACCCGUAAAUACGACCGGAAAUGCCAAUGGCACCCGAGGCCGUGGAAAUGCAUUUGCAGCUGCUAGGGGUGGCAGCCCUGCCGCCGGUAACGUGGCAUACAACAAUGUUCCUCCUCCAUCGACGUUAGAAUCACGGGGCAGAGGUAGAGGCCGAGGUGGUAGAGGUCGCGGUGCUUCGAGAGGUCGAGGUGGUAAUCCACAUCCACCACAAGCUUAGAUUUGCGAUUUUUUGGCUCUUGACUUUUUUUUUCACUGGUACUUCUGGAAAAGAAUGGCGAUAUUGGGAUGGCAUAGGAUUUUUACGAUGUUACAUGGCUUAAUAUAUCAUGGAAAAAAUGGAAACGAGUGGUCCAUUUUUUGGUCGGUAUUUUUACGAGACUAGAUUAACGAUUUCACGAGUGGGAUGGUUAUGAUUUGCUUGUAUUGUCACUAUGCAUGCUUUGAUCGGAUAUAUCAGACAUAGGAGAUGGUCAAUGGACUUCAAAUGCAACAAGCGCGCAGCAACAGCCAAUUAUCUUGGUAUGUUUAGGGGAAGAUACGAAUUAGUGGUAUGGAAUGGAAUGAAUGAUAUUGAAUCGAGAGAAAACAUUUAGAUAUACACAGAAUCAAGUCUUUGAAAUCUACCAUGUAUUGCUAA
Messenger RNA from Botrytis cinerea B05.10, 4850 nucleotides. RefSeq lists its product as hypothetical. Gene Ontology annotation, biological process: rRNA catabolic process; nuclear-transcribed mRNA catabolic process. Gene Ontology annotation, cellular component: nucleus. Gene Ontology annotation, molecular function: 5'-3' RNA exonuclease activity; RNA binding. NCBI's taxonomy places the organism in Eukaryota, Fungi, Ascomycota, Leotiomycetes, Helotiales, Sclerotiniaceae. The transcript has 3 exons. The coding region runs from base 261 to 4430 and encodes 1389 amino acids. The record is from RefSeq and is a predicted model, not a curated record.